Molecule: messenger RNA, 4791 nt
Organism: Oryza brachyantha (malo sina)
Lineage: Eukaryota; Viridiplantae; Streptophyta; Magnoliopsida; Poales; Poaceae
Product: protein ENHANCED DOWNY MILDEW 2-like
Exons: 19
Coding region: 364-4413 (1349 amino acids)
Source: RefSeq, a predicted model, not a curated record
GAAACCGUAACGCCUCGAUCUCCGCCGCUCUGCUCUCCCCUGGAUUCCAAACGCACCGCCGCAGCCGCCGCCGCUUCGGAGAGCCCGAGCCUUUCGCCAAGCCAAAGCACCCACCCACGUCUCGCUCUCGCCUCACAAUCUCGUCUCCUCCGGCUUCCGCCCGCGCCGGCGCUGCCUUCACGCCUCCCUCCCUCCCUCCCUCCCUCUGUCGGCGCAGUCCGAGAGCCCCCCCUCCUCUCUAGCGAUGGUGGGGCCACGGGCCUCCACCUAGGCAAGCCGGCGAGGGGCGCACGCCCGACGACGCGGCGGCGACGCGAGUUUACUCACCAGGCGAGAGAGCGAUAGGAGUGUCAGUGGCCCAAGAUGAUGUUCGACGACGACGACGACGACGAACCCCAGUUGAAUGCUGUGGAGAAUUACUAUCUUCUUGAUGCGCGGGAGGUGCCUAUCUGUUUAUCAGCACUGCCGUUCCAGUUCAAAGCAACCGAUGGGGUUCCUGAAUGCAAAAGGGAUGCGUUCUUGUGGGGAACCACUGAUCCUGGCAUCAAGGUAUACAAGAAGGUGGUCGCCUGGAGGCUAGGGCUUCAAGGGAAACAGCCGGAGAUUUCUGUUCUUUCGGCAGAAGGCAGCUGGAUUAGCCUUAGAAAACCCAAGAACAGCUAUGAAGAGGAGAUUCGGACAAUAAUGAUAACAGUGCAGAUGCUUCACUUCCUCAAAAGGAAGCCUGAGGAGACUGAAAAGAACAUGUGGAGUCAUCUUCGUAAAGUUUUCGACAAAUUUGAGGUUAGACCCUCAGAGGAUGACAUCAGAAAUCACCGUUCACUAAUCAAGCAGUUUGCUGAGAAAGAUGUGACCUUAGCUAAAUCUGAGAUUUUGCAAGGCUUUACUCAAGAAAAUUGUAGGAAAAAGAGUAGUGAGGUUGGUUUAGAUAAAGUGGAAUCGAAAGUUCCAUUCAUUGCUGAUGAUGAGGAUAUAGAGAUGGUUGAUGUGGAUAACAAUAUUGAAUCUGAUGAAGAAGAGGAGGAAGAUUUAUUUGAUUCAAUCUGUAGCAUAUGUGACGAUGGAGGAGAUCUGUUAUGUUGUGACGGUCCAUGUAUGAGGUCCUUCCAUGCAAAAAUUGGUACUGGUGAAGAUUCCUAUUGUGAUACCCUUGGGUACACUGAAGCAGAAGUUCAGGCAAUGAAAACUUUCCUGUGCAAAAACUGUGAGCAUAAGCAACACCAAUGUUUUACCUGUGGAGCAUUGGAAUCUUCAGAUGGACCAACUGCUAAGGUGUUCCUUUGUAAUAAUGCAACCUGUGGGCGCUUUUACCACCCAAAAUGUGUCGCACGGCAACUUCAUUCUAAAAACAAAAAUGAAGCCUCAGAACUGGAGAUGAAGAUAGCAGAUGGACUUUCAUUUACAUGUCCCAUCCAUUGGUGCUUUCGUUGCAAAGGUUUGGAAGACAGAACUCAGGAGGAAUUACAGUUUGCUGUUUGCAGACGUUGUCCAAAGUCGUAUCACAGAAAGUGUUUGCCAAGAGAAAUUGCCUUUGAAGAUAGUGAAAACGAGGACAUUGUUACACGUGCUUGGGAACUUUCAAAAAGAAUUUUGAUCUAUUGCUUGGACCAUGAGAUAGAUACUGACAUUGACACGCCUACCAGAGACCAUAUAAAGUUCCCUCGAGUUUCAAACAUAGGAAAACCCGCAAGCCUUCUCAAAAAGUCAAUCAAAGAGGUGGUCAAGAAAAAAAAGAGACCAUUUUGUGAGUCAGUUCCUGAUCAACUCUUGACAGAACCUGGGAAGUCGCCAGAUAUGGUUUGCGUUCAAGAAAUUGGUGAGGCCAGAACGAUUAGUUCUAGGAGUUCAUCUGAGCAAUUUGUUGUCAAGCCUGAGGAGAAAAAAACCAAGUUCUUAAAAGACAGAUCACGUCCCAAACCAUGUAUGAUUAAAGAUGCUGCUACAAGCAGUACAAAACCUGCAAAAGAUCAUGAGAAACAGUUGGUAACUAUGCCCUCGUCUACUUCCUGGAAGGUACCCCAAAGUUCAUUUCCUACAGUGGACAGUGAAACAGAGAAGAGGGUAAUUGCUUUGGUGGAAAGAGAAGCCCCUUGUUUGACACUACAAGAUGUUUCAAGAAAGUGCAUGAUCCCUUCAACUCACGCAUACUCCGGCAGACAAGUCGAUAGGAUUAUUGCGACUGGCAAGCUUGAGCGUUCUGUUCAGGCUGUAGGGUCAGCUUUAAAACUCCUGGAAAAUGGAGGCAGUGUUAACGACGCAAAAGCAGUCUGUGAACCUGAAGUUUUAAAGCAGCUUACAAGAUGGCAUAGUAAGCUCAGAGUAUAUAUAUCACCUUUCAUAUAUGGCACACGCUACAGUUCCUUUGGUCGGCAUUUUACAAAGGUGGAAAAGCUUGUUGAGAUUGUUGGUAAGCUUCAUUGCUACGUGGAACCUGGUGACACGAUAGUGGAUUUCUGCUGUGGUGCAAAUGAUUUCAGCCGAUUGAUGAAAGAAAAACUUGACCAAGUACAUAAAAACUGCCAUUUCAAGAAUUACGAUCUUAUCCAGCCGCAGAAUUGCUUCUCCUUCGAAAGGAAAGAUUGGAUGACUGUCCAGCCAAAUGAACUGCCUCAUGGAUCCAAACUAAUAAUGGGUCUUAAUCCUCCUUUUGGAGUCAAAGCGGCACUUGCGAACAAAUUUAUUGACAAAGCACUGAGCUUUAAGCCGAAGCUCAUUAUAUUAAUUGUCCCCAAGGAAACAAAAAGGUUGGAUCAAAAGAAGACACCUUAUGAUUUGAUUUGGGAGGAUAGUGACUGUCUUUCGGGAAAGGCAUUUUAUUUGCCUGGUUCUGUCGAUGUUAAUGAUAAAAUAGUUGAAGGGUGGAAUGCCUCUACACCACCUCUCUAUUUAUGGAGCCGUCCUGAUUGGACAAAGAAACACAUGAAAGUAGCUGAGGUUCAUAAGCACGUUGACAUGGAGAGGAUCGCUUCCCGUGUUGAAGAAGAUAAUCUAUCAGAUAGCCUCCCUAUGAUGAAAGAAACUGAAUCUUCUGGUAUACAUAACUCUAGAUCAGGGAACGAGGGAACCGGUAAAACUUCAUGCUAUCUCAAAGAGAUGAAUCUAUCAGAUCUCCCUGUGAGGAGACAGGCUGAAGCUGGCAACAACCGAAAUGCUGGACCUGGCAAAGAGAAAGUGACCACAGAGAGGACAUCAUGCGAUGUUAGGGAAGUUAUUUUAUCAGGUGAUCAUGUGAAGAGACAGGCUGGGUGUGGAGAAGUGAAAGCUAAAGAGUACCAUACACCCGAUAGCCUUCCUGUAAAGAAACAAGCUAAGAUUAAUUAUCAGCAGAUCUCGCAACCAGGAAAAGAUAUCAAGAACACGAAAAGAACUCCUGAUCAGGUUUACUGCAGCCUGCCUCCAGAAAAACAAGUGGAAGUUGCUUAUGAGGAAAGAAUGGUUAUUCCUAUUAAGAAGAGUACUCACCAAGAAAAACAACUGGAUGCAAACUGUGGAAACAGAAUAAAUGCUCGUGCAGGAUCAGAGAUUAUGGUUGCCAAAUUCACAGAACGUGAGAAUUCUGACAUGAGUAUUUCAUCUCCUGACUCAAGUAAUGCUCGAAAAUCCAGAAGCGGCUCCGCUUUUAUUUCCAGUGGACAUCCUGCUGAUAAGACAGCACACCGAAAUAGUUUCAUGAGCUGCCCUACAAAAGAGCAGCUUGUUUGUAAGAAGGCUACUUAUCAGGGCAGUUAUUUAGAAAGCAAUAAUGAAUGCAGUGAUGCAUUUGCAUGGAACGUUGAUCCGCCUUUUAAUACUAAUAUCGAUGAUAUCUCCAGGAAGUUCAGCACUGAUGUUGGAUGUGAAGUGAACAGGCAGCGUUUUACUUCCUCGACUGGUGACGAGUACAGUCUGCAAUCUCUAAGACAUGGUGACAGUUUCUAUUGGCCAAAGCACUCAGAAGAGUGGAACACUAAUGCUGUUGAGAGCUCUAUUGCUGAUGUACCUUUGCAGGAACACCUCACAAGGUACAGUAGACAAUUUGGUGAUAAUUACCAAGAAGCCAGUAGGGUUGAUCGAACACUGGAUGAGCAAGAACAUAUAAGAACGUAUGAUGGACAUGCUGAUGAUUAUCUAAGUCAAUACUCCCUUGGAUCUUCAGGUGGUAGAUACGGGCAGCCUUUAACUUCUUCAUACGGAAUCCCAGGUACAAGUACACAAUACAGCAUUAUGGACAAACAUGCUCCUGGAUUUUUGGCUCCAAGUGUACAAAGGGGUUCGGUUAUGGACAGGUACGCCCUGGGCCCAGGUGCACCUGGAAGCUCAGUUAUGGACAAAUACGUUCCGCCCCUUGAGGAUACAAACUACACCACACCAGGGGUUCCACAGUAUCCUUAUCGACAGCUAGGCUCUUUUGGUGGCGGUUGGCCUCGUAACUGAAUACUUAAGCUUCAUCACUUCACUGAAAUUGUGUUGCAGGAACCUGACCUGACUGACGUCUACAAGAUUAUCCCAAGAGAAUACAGGAUUUGCGGUUGAGAAUUUUAGUUGUCUGAGAUUUCAUGCUCAGUUUAACUGGUCGUUGUUUUGAAUACCAUUGACAGCUGCUGCUGCGCCUGGGUUCUCUCAGAAAUCUGAGGCCAUGACUUUUUUUUUGCGUUCCAUUCCAUGAAGUUAAGUGGAUGGCUUGUACAGGAAUAGAAAAUCUCGCCCUCCUAGAAAAUUAGUCUACUAAUGUGCACUGACCUAUAUGGUUUUGAAAUUGUGAUUAUUUAUGCUCUUAACAAUCAUGUCAGAAGGUUUGAUAGUUUGGCUUUU